GAAAUUGCCAGACAUGUUCUGGGUGUACAUAUGCACCGAGCUCCUCCGGAAUCUGCUGUUGGCGAAAUAGACAUAACUAAAAUGAAGAAAUAUAUUGCAUAUGCGAGGCUAAAUUGUGCACCACGCUUGUCCUCAGAAGCUGCAGAAAAGUUGAGCAGUCAUUUUGUUGACAUACGCUCUGAGGUGAAGCAUAUGGAGCAACAAAGCAACGUUCGUUCUUCUAUUCCUAUUACUGUUAGACAAUUGGAAGCAAUAGUCCGCAUUUCUGAAUCUUUAGCCAAGAUGACUUUGUCGCCGCGUGUAACGGAACAACAUGUUGAUGAAGCGAUACGCUUAUUUAAACAUUCAACCAUGGAUGCUUUACAAUCAGGAGAAG
This is a messenger RNA of Racocetra persica, 376 nucleotides long. NCBI's taxonomy places the organism in Eukaryota, Fungi, Glomeromycota, Glomeromycetes, Diversisporales, Gigasporaceae. The record is from the annotation of a GenBank genome assembly.